AUGGAACAAUCAAAUACGACAAAAUUCAAAUUCUUAUCAUUGGGAGGAAGUAACGAAGUCGGGCGAUCAUGCCACGUAUUACAAUACAAGGGCAAGACAGUGAUGCUUGAUGCAGGGAUUCAUCCUGCUUAUCAAGGGCUAGCUUCACUGCCGUUUUAUGAUGAAUUUGAUCUUUCCAAAAUCGACAUCUUAUUAAUUUCGCAUUUUCAUUUGGAUCAUGCUGCUUCACUUCCUUAUGUGAUGCAAAGGACAAAUUUUCAAGGGAGAGUUUUUAUGACACAUCCAACCAAAGCCAUUUAUAGAUGGUUGCUACGAGAUUUUGUUAGAGUUACUAGUAUAGGUUCUUCAUCCUCUUCAAUGGGAGGCAAAGACGAAGGCUUAUUUUCAGAUGAGGACUUAGUAGAGUCCUUCGAUAAAAUCGAAACAGUGGAUUACCAUUCGACUGUGGACGUCAACGGUAUAAAAUUCACGGCAUUCCAUGCAGGUCAUGUUUUAGGUGCAGCAAUGUUUCAAAUAGAAAUUGCUGGUUUGAGGGUGCUAUUUACGGGGGACUAUUCGAGAGAGGUUGAUCGUCAUUUAAAUUCUGCUGAGGUUCCUCCACUUUCGUCCAACGUAUUAAUUGUAGAGUCUACCUUUGGCACUGCGACCCAUGAGCCUCGUUUGAAUAGAGAGAAGAAACUGACGCAAUUGAUUCAUUCCACAGUUAUGCGCGGUGGUCGUGUUCUUCUGCCGGUUUUCGCAUUAGGGAGAGCUCAGGAAAUCAUGCUUAUAUUGGAUGAAUAUUGGUCCCAACAUGCCGAUGAACUUGGUAGCGGGCAAGUUCCAAUAUUUUAUGCAUCCAACUUAGCCAAAAAAUGUAUGAGUGUCUUUCAAACCUAUGUAAAUAUGAUGAACGACGACAUUCGAAAAAAAUUCAGAGAUUCUCAAACUAAUCCAUUCAUAUUCAAGAAUAUAUCCUAUUUGAGGAACUUGGAAGAUUUCCAAGAUUUCGGUCCCAGCGUGAUGUUGGCAUCUCCAGGUAUGCUUCAGAGUGGUUUGUCAAGAGACUUGCUUGAAAGGUGGUGCCCGGAAGACAAGAAUUUGGUACUGAUCACCGGUUAUUCCAUUGAAGGAACGAUGGCAAAAUUCAUAAUGCUUGAACCAGAUACAAUCCCUUCAAUAAACAAUCCUGAAAUCACCAUUCCAAGGCGUUGCCAGGUCGAAGAAAUCUCCUUUGCUGCACAUGUUGAUUUCCAGGAAAAUUUGGAAUUUAUUGAAAAGAUUAGUGCCCCGAAUAUUAUUCUUGUUCAUGGCGAGGCUAAUCCUAUGGGUCGUUUGAAAUCAGCAUUAUUGUCCAAUUUCGUUUCCCUAAAGGGCACAGAAAAUGAAGUUCACGUUUUCAAUCCAAGAAAUUGUGUUGAAGUGGAUCUUGAAUUUCAAGGCGUCAAAGUUGCAAAAGCUGUGGGAAAUAUUGUAAACGAAAUAUACAAAGAAAAAUCAUCGGGGGACGAACCUACGGUUAAAAUAGAACCUGUAAAAGAAGAAACUAAGAAUGCAUUGGAUCUACAAGCUGAAGAUGAUACUGAAACAGAUGAGCAUAAGGAUAUAAUCGUUUCCGGGAUUUUGGUCUCAGAUGAUAAAAACUUCGAGUUGGACUUUCUGUCAUUAUCCGACUUAAGAGAACAUCACCCUGAUCUAUCUACAACAAUAUUAAGAGAGCGUCAAUCAGUCCGUGUAAAUUGUAAAAAAGAGCUUAUUUACUGGCAUAUUUUACAAAUGUUUGGUGAGGCUGAUGUUCUUCAAGACGAUGAUAAGGUGACAAAUCAAGAACCAAAGCUUAAGUCAGAAGAAGGUGACGGUACAACCAAAUCUGGUAAACUAAUUUUGCAGAUAAUGGGGGAUAUCAAAUUAACUGUUGUCGACACUAUAGCUACUUUAGAAUGGACACAAGAUUUAAUGACUGACACUGUAGCUGAUUCUGUCAUUGCAAUACUUAUGAACGUAGAUUCUGCUCCGGCUAGUGUGAAGUUAUCCAGUCGCUCUUGUGACGAUCAUGAACAUGACCAUGACGGCGAGGUGCAAUCUUUUGCACAAUUCAAGAUGGAUGAAGUGUCGAAAGCAAAACAAAUCUCAAGAUUGUUCAAAGAACAAUUCGGUGAGUGUUUUACUUUGUUACUCGAUAAAGAUGAAUACAUUAAUAGCAAGCAAAAUACAAUUAAUGGAGUUGUCACUAUCGGUAAGAACACUGCUAAAAUCGAUUUCAAUAACAUGAAAAUACUAGAGUGUAAUUCGAAUCCACUAAAAGGUAGGGUGGAAAGCCUUUUGAAUAUUGGUGGCAACUUAGUCACACCGCUUUGUUAA
Molecule: messenger RNA, 2340 nt
Organism: Saccharomyces eubayanus
Lineage: Eukaryota; Fungi; Ascomycota; Saccharomycetes; Saccharomycetales; Saccharomycetaceae
Gene: YSH1
Product: cleavage polyadenylation factor subunit YSH1
Exons: 1
Coding region: 1-2340 (779 amino acids)
Biological process (GO): mRNA 3'-end processing by stem-loop binding and cleavage
Cellular component (GO): mRNA cleavage and polyadenylation specificity factor complex
Molecular function (GO): 5'-3' exonuclease activity; RNA binding; RNA endonuclease activity
Source: RefSeq, a predicted model, not a curated record